Emiliania huxleyi CCMP1516 is the source of this 945-nucleotide messenger RNA. RefSeq lists its product as hypothetical. NCBI's taxonomy places the organism in Eukaryota, Haptophyta, Isochrysidales, Noelaerhabdaceae. The transcript has a single exon. The record is from RefSeq and is a predicted model, not a curated record. The annotation marks the transcript as partial.
ACCCUCCCGGCUAGCCUCACCUCCAUCGGCUACUGCGCCUUCGCCCACUGCUCCGCCCUCUCCUCCGUCAACCUCCCCGCCGGCCUCACCUCCAUCGGCUACUGCGCCUUCGCCCACUGCUCCGCCCUCUCCUCCGUCAACCUCCCCGCCGGCCUCACCUCCAUCAACAACGCCGCCUUCCACAGCUGCUCCGCCCUCGCCUCCGUCACCUUCCCUGCCGGCCUCACCUCCAUCCGCUACCGCGCCUUCCACAGCUGCUCCGCCCUCGCCUCCGUCAACCUCCCCGCCGGCCUCAUCUCCAUCGGCGACGGUGCCUUCCAAGAGUGCUCCUCCCUCACCUCCAUCACGCUGCCGCUGCCCGAUGGCCUCUCGAUUGGCGACUUUGCCUUCUCCGACUGCCCCCUCAGCGAAGGCGCAAAGGCAGCAGUGCGGGCCAUCAACUUUUGGGCGGUGCAGCCUUCAAUCGACGCGCGGGGGCACGCCACUGUGCCAGAGGGCAUCACCACCAUCACCAACUUCGCCUUCUCCGAGGAGUGCUCCUCCCUCGUCUCCGUCACCCUCCCUGCCAGCAUCACCUCCAUCGGCGACAGCGCCUUCUCCCGCUGCUCCGCCCUCGCCUCCAUCUCCCUCCCCGCCGGCCUCACCUCCAUCGGCAAGCACGCCUUCUGGGGCUGCUUCGCCCUCUCCUCCGUCGACCUCCCCGUCGGCCUCACCUCCAUCGGCAACUACGCCUUCUGCGGCUGCACCUCCCUCCGCUCCAUCACCCUCCCCGCCGGCCUCAGAUCCAUCGGCCAGGAAGCCUUCAAGGGCUGCUCCGCCCUCGCCCGUGUCGCCUUCCCCGCCGGCCUCAGAUCCAUCGGCUUCUGCGCCUUCGCCGACUGCUCCGCCCUCGCCCGCGUCACCUUCCCCGCCGGCCUCACCUCCAUCGGCCAGCAAGCCUUCUAA